Malaclemys terrapin pileata is the source of this 4393-nucleotide messenger RNA. RefSeq lists its product as uncharacterized. NCBI's taxonomy places the organism in Eukaryota, Metazoa, Chordata, Testudines, Emydidae. The coding region runs from base 270 to 1226 and encodes 318 amino acids. The record is from RefSeq and is a predicted model, not a curated record. The transcript is spliced from 9 exons.
AUUAGAGAUCACAACUCCCAGUAUAAUAUCGUUGCUUCUCUGAUGCUCCAGUUCUUUGAGCUGCUUUGGUGGGAUUGACUUUUUUAAAAACCACCCGUGAACAUCCCAAGUUAAAGUGAGCACUAGGUCCACAGGACUCUGAACUGAGCCGUGUGAAUAAGACUCUUGUUUUCCCUUUCAGUCCUGGUUUCUGUCCAUGCAGUUACUAUAGGAGGAAUUGGGCGCUAGGAAGCUGGUGAGCUAGCCAGUGAGAGUGGCACUGCAGGAAAAUGAAGAGCAGCAGCAGGGUUCUGCUGGUGCGAGCGCCUCCCUGGCUGAAGAUGGCAGGUUGGGAACCCCGGGUCGCUCCAGGCCGAGGGUUCCUCCUGCUCUGCAUUUUGACUCUGCAUUUUAGCUCUUGGAAUCCUGUUGCAUCAGCAGAGCAGAGCUCUACUCCUGCUGUGCUUUCGGUCACCACCCCCUCUGUUCCAGAGACUUCCCCUAUUUCCAGCACAUGGAUGGUCUCCAACCACUCUGCGAAUUGGACAGAAGACACACCUCUCACCUGCCAGAGUUUUCAGUGCUCUGGAGAGAGAUGCUACCAGGACGAAGCUUAUGCCAAUCACACCGUGACCUGCCACAAUGAGACUCACUGUGAGCUCUAUCGUCUCACCCACACAAACUACACAGCCAAGUGCAGCAGUGAGUGUGGGAGAGGGAACGGCACCGAGAUGUGUGUGACCAACAGCAGCGUGAGCAUGAGCAAGUGCGUCCUGGAGUGCUGCAACUCGUCCCUGUGCCUGCAACUCAAUGCCACCACCUACGGUGACUUGCCGCCCACCACAACUCCAGCUCCCACAACCACCACCACGAAGCCCCCUCCCAGAAAUGGGAAAGUGUGCACAACCUUUUCCUGUAAUGGAGAUGGAUGCUUCAAAGGCCAGAAGUUUGCUGCUGAAUGCAUCGUUGGAUUCGACUUCUGUGAGAUGAAGAAGACUGGCUCAAAUUACGUGGCUGGAUGUAGCAAAGUCUGCAAGACCACCAGCCCAGCCUGUACCACAGGAGCAGCUGGCCCCUGUUACCAGGAAUGCUGCCAAGCUACCCCUAAAACUAGCUGCCUGAAACUGGAUGGCAACGUGCACUUCAACGGCGCUGGGCAGGUGGCUCUGGCCCCAAUCCUGAAACUCCUGGCCUGUGGUGUGGGUCUUGUCAUGCAUUACAGCCUCUCCACUUUCCUUCAGGGUUAAGCAAUGACCCUCUGAGCUCUGUAGACUGACUAGGGAAGGAUUCAGGGGCACACACAAUAUUGGCUAAAACUGGCACAAGAUCUAGGGUUUCUGUACCUCUUAAAUUCAGCUAAGGUUGGCUAGAAAAUUCCAUCUAGUGAAUCAGCAUCACAGGAAGGGAGAUCGCUGGAACCCGCAGGCCUUCUCCUCUCUGUGCAGGCCUGGCUAGCACCCAUGGAAGUUAGUGGGUAGCACCCAUGGGUGUUUGUGAAAUACAGACCCCAGUGAGUGCAGCUGGGUAUGUCUAUGCUGCAGUAAAACACCACUGCUGGCCCGUGUCAGAUGACUCCAGAACCCUGCGAGGUGGGAGGGUCCUAGAGCCUGGGCUUCUGCCUAAGCCCAGUCUCUACACUGUGAAUUUUACAGUCCCGCACCCUGAGCCCCACAAGCCUGAGUCAGCUGCCGUGGGCCAGCCACAGGUGUCCUACUGCAGUGUAGACAGACCCUUAGUCUCUCCCAUGUGGAUUCUCCAAUUUGAUACAGGGGAGGGUGGAAACUAGUGGCCAUGGGGAUGGAUGUGGGGCUCCCAGACCUGUGGAGAGGGUAGGCAUUGUGCCACAUGCUUCCUUCUUGCCAGACUGACUCCUGGCUAUGCUGCCUCUGCAGAAGAGAUUAGGAGUUGGCUAGCUGCUGUGGGGCAGCCCUCAGUGAAACCCCCUCCCUUCUGAGCGCUAGUCAUUCAGAGCCAGCACCUCUUCCUGUCAAUUGGGGGUGAAGAGGGCAAACUCCAGCCACUAUGGGACUCUGUGAAUUACUCUGCCACCGUUCACGCCUUGUUUGCAUGUAAAGCAGCUGUCUGUGUAGCAGGGAGGGUGAUUGAGUGAAAUCACAGUCCUCUGCUGCACACACACCCCCAGCCCUCCCCCAAAGUAGGAAAACACUUGAAUGGGAGUAUCCGAGCAGGGAGAGCUUUCCCUUAUGCUUCUGAAGAGCAGCUAAGGUGCCUGUGCUAACCAAGGGAACACGCUGUUGAGGGGGCAAGGCAGGACUCGGGGCUGGUCUACACUGGGCACUUACACUGACAUAGCUACGUCUCUCAGGGAUGUGAAAAACUCCUCUGGGAGAUGUAGCUCUGCCGACCUAACCCCUGCGUAGACAUCGCCAGGUCGAUGGAACAAUUCUUCCCUCAGCCUAGCUGCUGCCUAUCGGGGAGAACCAAUGGGAGAACCCCUCCCGUUGGCAUAGGCAGUGUCUGCACUGAAGCGCUGCAGCGGUACUGCUGCAGCUUAAGUGUAGACACACCCUUGGAUUCCUAACCCAAGAGCUGCCCUGGCCGGUAAACCAACUGGCCUGAGCUGUCGGCUGAAAUCAUUGGCAUCUUCUGAAAGGCCAAGUUUGAAGAACCUCCUGUCUUAACAUCUCCUGAGGCUAGACUACUCUCCCAGCAUCCUGGUAAACGCUGCCCCACAUCAGGGACUAAUCAAUGGCCCCACCGACCCCUGAAGGCAGUAGUUCCCCAGUUCCCCUAGCUGUACGUAGUCACCACCCAUAGGCCAGAGAGCACAAAUCUGACCUUGACUUGGUCUGAGUGGCAGCCCCGCUGCUGACAGUCACCGGCCCAGCUGACUUGAAUGUUGGCUGAUAUUAGUGUAUCUGAUUCUUUGGUUGAUUUAGGUUAGCUCGUAUUAGUAGUUCUGAAUAGGAAUAGGUUGCUGUUUCCAAGUUCCAUACACGACCUCUAAGCCUUGUUUUAACUUCCCCGGUUAGUUCCUUUUUGGAAUCUUAUGUUUUUAAUGAACCUUAAACCCUCAUGAUUGCCCCUUUCCCUGUGAAAUCCAAAGGGGAACAGAGCAGACACGCAGCAUACGCACUAAGCAGGCUGCAAAGCUGCGCUCUUCCCUGCCCAAAACCUGUAGGACUAUGUGACUUGCAAACAAAGUGACGCUGCUUGGGGCUACUGCCAUGUGACUUUACUAGCCUGAGAUUUUGGAUUACCUGGAACGAAUGACAUCCCGUCCCACAUGGGCGGCGUGCAUAAUAGGCUGGGGAAUGCUGUGCCUCCCCAAACAUCCCCGCAUGGCCCCGCCCAGGCUCUGCCCCGAAACCCCCUCCUGCUGCUAGUUGGCCCCAGCUCAGGCAGGCUGCUCCUCUUCUGGGAAGCUGGUUGGGGAUAGGGCAGCUGGGACUUGGGGUGUUUGGGGCCACCCAGUGCUGGGGGGCCCUUGGCGCUGGGACUGUGUGCUGCCCACUCGGUGCUUUGGGGCUGAGGGGGGCCAUGCACUGCCCACCUGGUGCUCCGGGACUGGGGGGGCGGGGUCACAUGCCGCCCACCCAGUGCUCUGGGGCUGAGGAGAGGCCGUGCACUGCCUGCUCGCUCAGCCUUCUGUGCUGGUGGGGGGGCCACCCGCUGGGUUCUCUGGGGCUGGAGGUUCUCGGGCGACCCGGGCUGGCAGGGUGGGGGGAGAGCUCUUGACUUUGGGGUGGGAAGGGGAGUGGGAGGGGCAGGUCCCCAGGCAGAAGGGGUGGGCCAGGUCAGGGUAUCUUCCCCGAGGCUGUGGUUCACCCACCGCCCAUGUGUCCAGGUAUAAGAAUGAUGGGUGGAGGAAGCCUCUGAAAGGGCAGAAAAUUCUGCCAUAAAUCCAGGCACAAGCAAAGUCCAUCUGGGGUAGUGACCUGCUUGCAAUGUAGCUUUUCUGAGCACUCACCUCGAUAAUUAGCUCAUAGCCACACUGAUGAUGAUGAUGAUGGAAUAUCUCCUGCCUGGGCGGGCUGAAUUAGGAACACCAUAUUUCUUCUUUAGAAUCUUACCCAAGGAAACAGCGUUUCUCUAAAAGUGGGACAUAUGUCUUAGGAGCCUGUUUGCCAGUCCUGGAGUCUUUACUAUCUAAAGGGUGACUAAUAAAAGUGGAGUAGGGAUCAUAAGGGACGGUUCAUUCUAACCAUGCUUUUAAUCCGGGAUUAGUCUGUGUGUAAAAGAAUCUGCUGCGACCUAUUGUUGCACCAAAUGUCGCUGAUACUGAUUGAGUGACUGAAUUAUGUUUGCUGGAAACCACAAGGCAGAGAUUGCUGGUAACUGUGUUGCUGAUAGUUGUGCUGACAUGAGCUCUGUUGUGAUUGUUGUACUCUGUUGUUCUAUUUUCAGAAUCUGUCCUUUGAAGAGGCGUUAUAAAUAAAUAUAUUUAUCAACC